AUGCAACAUGGACAUAAAUAUGAUCCAUAUGCUAACACUUAUAAUCCUGGAUUGAGAGAUCAUCCUAAUCUCAGCUACGGAGAAAAUUAUUUUAUAGCUCCACAAUCACAGUUUAAUCAUUCCCCGGGGUUCAAUCAACAAAGGCAACCACUACACUCUCAACCUCGUCAACAAACUUUGUCUCAAAGUUCAAAGAUGUCUCUUAAAUAUAUGUUGAAGUCCUUAGCUUCUAGUACAAUUCAAUUUCAACAAGAGACAAAAACCUCAAUUAAGAAUUUGGAGACACAAGAGUUAGUGCAACAGAAGAACUUAUCAUGUGAGAAAGAUGAAGAUAAGACUCCAACCUCAGGAUCUAAGGUAGAUUCUAAAAGUCCUAUUCCUAAUUACGUUCCCUCCCCUCCAUUUCCUGGCAGGUUUGCAAAGUCCAAAAGGGAUGAACAUGAGAAGGAAACAUUGGAGGCUUUUCGUAAGGUUCAAGUGAACAUACCACUUUUGGAUGCCAUUUAUCAAGUGCCACAUUAUGCAAAGUUCCUCAAGAAAUUGUGCACUAACAAGUAUAGAUUGAAAGGUAAUGAAGUGGAUCCAAGAAGUUUUACCAUCCCUUGCAUUAUUGGUAACACUAGGUUUGAAAAAGCAAUGCUAGAUUUAGGAGCAUCUAUUAAUGUCAUGCCAUAUUCUAUUUAUGCUUAUUUAAAUUUGGGAUCACUUAAUAAAACCGGUGUUAUUAUUCAACAUGCUGAUAGAUCUAAUGUAUUUUCAGAAGAUUUCUAUGUUCUUGGCAUGCAAGAUGAAUCAACAUCUCUAUCGCCACCAUUUCUCUUGGGAAGACCAUUUAUGAGGACUGCGCAUACAAAGAUAGAUGUACAUGACAAUACUUUGACAAUGGAGUUUGAUGGUGAGAUUAUUCACUUCAAUAUUUUUGAAACAAUGAG
Messenger RNA from Olea europaea var. sylvestris, 932 nucleotides. RefSeq lists its product as uncharacterized. The record is from RefSeq and is a predicted model, not a curated record. The transcript is spliced from 4 exons. The annotation marks the transcript as partial. Lineage: Eukaryota; Viridiplantae; Streptophyta; Magnoliopsida; Lamiales; Oleaceae.